AUGCCCAGCGCCACGGGCCAGAACUGGGAGAAGUACAAGAAGAAUUUUGCCGACGAUGAGGAGCCUGAGAAGAAGAUAACGCCUUUGACAGAUGAGGAUAUUCAUGUCUUGAAGACUUACGGCGCCGCCCCAUACGCUGCCGCGAUAAAGAAGCUCGAAAAACAGAUCAAGGACAAACAAGCAAGCGUAAAUGAGAAGAUAGGAGUAAAAGAGUCCGACACAGGGCUGGCGCCACCACAUCUCUGGGAUGUUGCAGCGGAUAGACAGCGGAUGGCUGAAGAACAGCCCCUACAAGUUGCUAGGUGUACAAAAAUCAUUCCAGAUGAAAAGGAUGCCGAGAAGAGCAAAUACGUUAUCAACGUGAAGCAGAUUGCCAAAUUUGUGGUGAACCUGGGUGACCGUGUCAGUCCGACAGAUAUCGAAGAAGGGAUGCGAGUAGGUGUCGACCGGAAUAAAUAUCAGAUUCUUUUACCGCUACCUCCCAAGAUCGACCCUAGUGUUACAAUGAUGACGGUUGAAGAUAAGCCCGAUGUUACAUACGGUGAUGUUGGAGGAAGUAAAGAACAGAUCGAAAAACUCAGAGAAGUCGUAGAAAUGCCACUUCUAUCACCCGAGCGAUUUGUUGGUCUUGGAAUAGACCCGCCAAAGGGAGCCCUGCUCUAUGGGCCUCCCGGAACCGGAAAGACCCUUUGCGCGCGAGCAGUGGCCAACCGAACAGACGCAACUUUCAUCCGUGUUAUCGGCAGUGAGCUUGUUCAGAAAUACGUGGGAGAAGGCGCUAGGAUGGUGAGAGAGCUUUUCGAGAUGGCCCGGACCAAGAAGGCGUGCAUUAUCUUCUUUGACGAAAUCGAUGCUAUCGGUGGUGCUCGUUUCGACGAUGGUGCUGGUGGUGAUAACGAGGUCCAGAGAACUAUGUUGGAACUGAUCACCCAGCUGGACGGUUUCGAUUCUAGAGGAAACAUCAAGGUCAUGUUUGCCACCAACAGACCAUCGACUCUCGACCCUGCCCUCAUGAGGCCCGGCCGUAUUGAUCGAAAGAUUGAAUUCUCCCUCCCCGAUCUAGACGGACGUGCGAACAUCCUACGAAUUCAUGCCAAGAGCAUGUCUGUGGAGCGCGAUAUAAGAUGGGAGCUCAUCUCCCGAUUAUGCCCCAACUCCACCGGUGCCGAGCUGCGAAGUGUUGCUACGGAGGCCGGUAUGUUCGCUAUCAGAGCACGCCGCAAGGUUGCGACCGAAAAGGACUUUUUGGCUGCCGUGGAUAAGGUGAUCAAGAGUAACUUGAAAUUCAACUCCACGGCCACAUAUAUGCAAUACAAUUAA
Microsporum canis CBS 113480 is the source of this 1320-nucleotide messenger RNA. Its product is annotated as 26S protease regulatory subunit 7. The record is from RefSeq and is a predicted model, not a curated record. Bases 1 to 1320 code for a protein of 439 amino acids. Gene Ontology annotation, molecular function: ATP hydrolysis activity; proteasome-activating activity; ATP binding. Gene Ontology annotation, biological process: proteasome-mediated ubiquitin-dependent protein catabolic process. Gene Ontology annotation, cellular component: proteasome regulatory particle, base subcomplex. Lineage: Eukaryota; Fungi; Ascomycota; Eurotiomycetes; Onygenales; Arthrodermataceae. The transcript is spliced from 4 exons.